Rubroshorea leprosula is the source of this 858-nucleotide messenger RNA. The record is from the annotation of a GenBank genome assembly. Lineage: Eukaryota; Viridiplantae; Streptophyta; Magnoliopsida; Malvales; Dipterocarpaceae.
CUUCUUCUCCCUGCACCAAACAAGAAGACCCAAGCCGAUCCACACCUCCCCUUGGAAGAAACCGGUAAAGCUUGAUGAUUUUUGCCUUCUUUUCUUGUUCAAGAACAAGAUUUAAGCUUGGAAACUUCCCCCCCCCCUAUGCAGAAUCCCGGAUCUGCUCUGCUCCUUCCUUCUUCACCGCCGGCUGCUCUUGAUUGUGGGUGAUUUCUGGGCAUUUUUUUCGCCCCGUGAGAGUCCCCUGUAGAUUGCCGCCGGAUUCUUCUCCCCCACAGCUCCGGUUUCUGCAGUUGGAAAAUUCUGGUUCCCGAUCGUUCUGUCAAUUAGCACUGAGAUCGAGUCUUCAGUUUUGUGCGAGUGAGGUAAGUAAAUUUAUGGUAAUGCCCGUAUAGUUUUUAAAAGCAUGUUUUGAUUUAUUUUUGAAGUGGUGGCGAGACUAAACCCGUUUUAUGCAAAAGUAGGUAUGAUUGAUUUGAAAUAAAUUUUUAUGCUUUUCAUUGAAUUGAGCAUGCCUACUUGAAAUUUAAUUGAUUGUCCUGAUGAUUUGAAAAUGAUUGGUGAAUUAUGAUUUUUCUAUUAACUUCUACCUGUUUUGUCUCCGAUGUGGUUAUGUUAUUAAUGAUCCUGUUAGUGGGGGUUAAAUGCUAGCACAUGUCGACAUGUUACUGAUAGAACCGGUUUGUUUCUGUUACCCUGCUAGUGGGGAUUAUACACCAGCAAAUACUGUAGCCUGCCAAUGGGAGGUUUAUAACACUAGCCGUGACCUAUAGAGGAGACAUCUAUUUCGUUCCCACACUGUAAUCGUUUUUUGUGAUUAUACUUGUUGGCAUGCUAUACGUUUAAUUAAGGGCAAUCCAUAUU